Messenger RNA from Erinaceus europaeus (western European hedgehog), 2016 nucleotides. RefSeq names its product RNA polymerase II elongation factor ELL2-like. Gene Ontology annotation, cellular component: transcription elongation factor complex. NCBI's taxonomy places the organism in Eukaryota, Metazoa, Chordata, Mammalia, Eulipotyphla, Erinaceidae. The record is from RefSeq and is a predicted model, not a curated record. Gene Ontology annotation, biological process: transcription elongation by RNA polymerase II; snRNA transcription by RNA polymerase II; positive regulation of transcription elongation by RNA polymerase II. Bases 1 to 2016 code for a protein of 671 amino acids. The transcript has 3 exons. Gene Ontology annotation, molecular function: cis-regulatory region sequence-specific DNA binding.
AUGGGUAGAUCAGAAGAGGCAAGUUGCAACUUUGGACCUCAGAGGAAGAGUGGCUUCAUGAGUGAACGGUGGUUGACUAGUCUCCUAAAACUGCAAGGAAGGCAAACAGAAAAUGUUCUCAUUCUAAACCAUGAGCAUGCUGGGCUAAAAGUUAUUUUUUCCAGUAUGGGUAAACUUAUCUGGAUAAUUCUCAGAUUUGUUCGUGAUCUUCCAGAGGAAGAAUAUGACUACGCUGCACCUUGUGAACUAGUGGGUAGUGUGGUCUACCAGGCAGGAGAAGCUGCCAUAGAGGAUGCGGGUGACACCAAACCAAUUGAUCGUCAUCGGCAUCCUGACAAUAUAACAGAUCCUUCAGCUGGUCUCCAGACUCAAGGAUUCAAGGACUUUCUCCAAAUCCUCCCAAACAUUUCCACAGACCAAUACCAUACCAACUUUCAGCUAUCACAAGCAAGCAGAGACCACCAUUCAGACUCAGUCCAGAAUAUUGUCCCUAGCUUCAGUCCUUUCCAUUUCUACUGCCAGCAAGUGACACAAGAUAACAAAACAACCACAAGUACAAGAACCAGCUCUUGUGAGCAGACAGAAGUAAGAGGGGCUCCAACUGUGGAGGACCCCACCAACAAAGGCAACAUCAUUAAGCCAUAUGCCAGGAAAAAAACACGGAUUCGGAGGCCACCUCCCAUCACUGAAGAUUUGGCCCCACAAAGGAAAAAGACUGCUCCUGUCAGUCCUGCAUAUGUCAUCCGCAAGUCCCGGAUUUCCAACAAUGUCCAGAUACAACCACUCAGGGAUAGGGUCAUUCACCUGCUGGCACUGAGGGAUUACAAAAUGUCUGAGCUCCUAGUUCGACUUCAGAAAGAUGGCAUCCCCAAAGAUGCCAGAAGCAUGCUGGGAGAAAUCCUUCCUCAAGUUGCCACCCUGAAGAGUGACCUGUCAUACUACUUAAAGGAUCAUUUCUAUAAAGAGAUCCAAAAUGACUGGCCUGGGUAUAGUGAUCUGGACAGGCAGUUACUGUGUUGGAUACUGUCCAAGAAAGGCAAUUCACCUUUUGGUACUAUAGACACCUAUCACCCAGAAGCUUCCAUCCAUUUUAGUGCAGAUAAAACACCGUGUCUGAUGAAGGAAGAAUGUCCCAGUUCAACUAUUGACCCUUUAAGGAUAAAAAAGAUCAGGAUCUCUCACCUGGAAAUGGCAGCCCAGAUAAGACCUAGAAAACCCCCAUGUAACACCAGUGAGAGAAUUAGCACUGCUAGUCCCAGUCAUCCACCACAGCCAGCAGACACCCUGCCCAUUGCAGACCAGCCACAAUCUGUGCCCUCCAAUUUCUAUCCUUGUCAUGCUACAGAAAAGCCUGGCAUAAAAAAGGCAUUUGAUGAGAGUGUUCAUCCAAAGAGCAGAACGAUGGAGGACCAGCAAGAGAAGGAAGCAUCUGGGGAAAUGGUCCCUUCAACUUCUGUUCCAAUGGAACAACAGAAGCAUUGGGAAAACAGUUACUGGAGGCCCAAGCAGAAACACAAAUGGGAGAAAGUGGAAGAAAAUAACCAGGAGCACAAAACUGAGGCCAUGGAGAAAUGGAAGAAGGACACUGGAAAACAAGGUCAGGAUGUAGAAACACACUCCAGGAAAGAGGCUCCCAUGAGGAAGACUUACCCACCAUCUACGUCCCCAGAUUAUUUGACUGACUAUGUCACCGUAGUUAACGAUGAACAGCGGCACCGUUAUUAUCAGGCAUUCAAAGCAGAAUACGACGAAUACCAGACCCUGCAGAACAAGAUACAAUCUCUGUUUACAAAGUAUGUUGAACUACAGUCACAAAGGGAGAAGUUCUCACCAGACUCGAAAGAGUAUUGGGACAUUAAUAAAGCAAUCAGACGAGAGUAUAGGGAGAUGCAACACCUCAACUCCAACAUCCAUGCUGAAAAGAAGCGAUGCUGGUAUCUUUAUAACAAGCUGACCCACAUUAAAACCUUAGUAACUGAUUAUGACCAACAGCAAAGCAUCAUGAUGCCAAAAUAG